Hippoglossus stenolepis (Pacific halibut) is the source of this 1733-nucleotide messenger RNA. RefSeq names its product cysteine and glycine-rich protein 1b (gene csrp1b). The record is from RefSeq and is a predicted model, not a curated record. Gene Ontology annotation, molecular function: structural constituent of muscle; actinin binding. Gene Ontology annotation, cellular component: cytoplasm; Z disc; nucleus. The transcript has 6 exons. Gene Ontology annotation, biological process: sarcomere organization; muscle tissue development. Lineage: Eukaryota; Metazoa; Chordata; Actinopteri; Pleuronectiformes; Pleuronectidae. Bases 147 to 725 code for a protein of 192 amino acids.
CUCCGUGGCCCCGGCUCCUCCCUCAGUGCAGCCUGUGCGUGACCACUCUGCCUCUCUCACUUCUCGUCAUCACACAAGUGUCUCGUCUCUCGUUAUCACUCAACGGCCACAGAGAGGAACCCGCAGACUUUCGCCUCACUUCAGAAAUGCCUUUCGGAGGAGGAAGCAAGUGCGGCUGCUGCCAGAAAACCGUCUACUUCGCUGAGGAAGUGCAGUGCGAGGGCAAGAGCUGGCACAAAUCCUGUUUUCUGUGCAUGGUCUGUAAGAAGAACUUGGACAGCACCACAGUGGCUGUACAUGUGGACGAGAUCUACUGCAAGUCGUGCUACGGCAAGAAAUAUGGGCCAAAGGGCUACGGCUUCGGAGGUGGAGCCGGCACGCUGAGCAUGGACACAGGAGAGGGACUUGGAAUCAAACCUGAAGAACAAACUGCUUUCCGCCCGACAAACAACCCCAACACCUCCAAGUUUGCCUCGAAAGCAGGCGGCUCAGACGUGUGUCCUCGAUGUGGCAAAACAGUGUACGCAGCGGAGAAGGUUAUCGGAGGAGGAAACUCCUGGCAUAAAGGAUGCUUUCGCUGUGCCAAGUGUGGCAAAGGGCUGGAGUCCACGACCGUCGCUGAUCGAGACGGGGAGGUCUACUGUAAAGGUUGCUACGCGAAGAACUUUGGACCCAAGGGCUUCGGCUUCGGUCAGGGUGCAGGAGCUCUGGCUCACUCCCAGUGAAGCCUGAAGCCUGGGCUCACAGGGCACCAACGUGUGGUGUGUUUCCAUAUCAUCGCUUCCAGGAUCCUUCGGUCCUGUCUGUCUUUAUUUCACUCUGCACUUUCACUCUAGCUACAGAAAGAACAACAGAGGCACAAAAGCCAAUACGAAGCUGUUUGUUCACCAGCUCUUUACUGUGUGUUGCUAUAGAACAGAGUCUAAUUUAGUAGGUUAAAAAAAAGAAACAGACUGAAAUCUAACUCGGUUUGGAUGUGCAUAUUCUGUUUAUUUACACUGAGUCUUAAAUAUUAACCCUGCUCCAUCUUAGAAUAGAAAAUGGUCAUAAAGAGACACUUACAUUGUAUUAACACAGAGUUCCUGCAGGUUUCAACAAGUUUAACAUUUUAGGAUCGUUUCAAGACCCUGUUAAAACCUUAGUGAAUGAAAUUUAAGGCCCAUGUCAAGUUAAGAUUUACAAGUUCAUCAGAUAAGAGAAAAUAUCCGUGUCCCAGAAUUACUUUAGCUUCCCUAUGAUUGAAGAUGAGGUGAAGUAGCCUCGUAGAGAAUAACCUUCGAAAUGCUACGUUUUCUCAGUAGGUCUCCAUAGGGGCCACACACACACACUUCAAUGGACGUGGUCUACAUGACCCACGAAGGAGCCGGCACCAUUACAUCUUAAAAAAUGGUCUGUCAUACCCCGAGCUUUUGUUUCUCUGGGAUGGAAGGACACUUUUGAAGGAGCCUUCAAAAUGAGACAGUAUAGUGGACUUUUCAAGAUGCCUUGGAAACCCUGUAACAGAACUGAACAAUUACUGAGUUUGACUAAUAUCUGAAAGAGUUUGUGUCUGUGAGUGGGAACAGACACGUUUCAGGAUCAACCAAUGGACCAGCAGCCUCGCGUCUUGCUUCACUCACAGAUAAAACAUAUCUGUUCCCUCCUUACUGCCUUACAUGUCAAAUAAUGUAGAUACUGUCUUAUAAUAUGCAUUGUUUCUGAGGCACAAAAUAAAUAUCUGGAAACAAACACAA